AUGAAGAGACUGAAUGGGAAGCAACAGAACAAGAAAAAGAGCGAGAAAACGUCUUUGAUACUAUUCAAGAACAAAUGUGAAUCCAGCUCGCUCAAGAAAGUAAACAACUGUCCGAAGAGUAAUGUAGCUUUACAAGAUAGAUCCCAGAAUUUGAAGUGUGACGUCUACCCAGAAUGCCAGGGAGAACCAUUGGUGUACCAUUGUGUUAAAUUUGACAGCUACCUUGUAGAAGUAUGUUCUCCCAAGAGUCCCAUUGUAGGUCAGUAUUGUGCGGUAUUUGAAGAAGGAUUAGGAAGAGUUAUUGUUGACCUCUAUACAAAUUGUCCCGAAUGCCCAAUGAUAUACAGUUCAGACGAAUCUUGGAAAUAUUCCAAAUGUUUGGAGAAAACAUUGAAGACGAUGAUAUACCAAACGUACCAAACCCCCAAAGAUGCUGCAGAAACAUUCCUUUCUCAGGGAAACUCUGCAACCAUGAUUGAAAAUAAUGAUAUUAGUACAUUGACAGUGACGAGCGCCGAAAAUAACAUUAUUACUACAUGUGGAAUUUGUAAAAUCGAGCCUACCACACACAAGUAUGCCAUAGUAUUUGCAAUAAUUUUCAUCAUAGUGCUAGCUGGACUACUUGUAUAUUGCAAAAAAAAACCAAAACCUUAAUACAGUAAGUUCUGAAAUUAUAGAAAUGUUGCAGCAAUUGAUAUUUGAGCUGAUGUCUUAAAGUUAUGUCAGACCUCUGUCGUCAUACAGGUAAACGUUAAUUAUCCAAUUUUAGGUCGCCUUUCAUCCCUCAUUGAGUCUUGUUCUUGAGCAAUUCAACAUUUGCU
Molecule: messenger RNA, 821 nt
Organism: Magallana angulata
Lineage: Eukaryota; Metazoa; Mollusca; Bivalvia; Ostreida; Ostreidae
Exons: 5
Coding region: 1-654 (217 amino acids)
Source: RefSeq, a predicted model, not a curated record